This is a messenger RNA of Didymodactylos carnosus, 765 nucleotides long. The record is from the annotation of a GenBank genome assembly. NCBI's taxonomy places the organism in Eukaryota, Metazoa, Rotifera, Eurotatoria, Philodinida, Philodinidae.
AUGCGAAUACUGUUCGCAGUUUUUGAUUUACCAACACGUUCACAUCUUCUUAAUAUUAUUCAGUAUAACGGAUAUAAUGGGCGUGGAAACUGCAAAAUCCCUGGUAAUUCUGUCAACAAACAAGUCCGUUUUCCAUACUCUGAAACUGAUUAUGCAACGAAAGAUCAUCAGUUUUAUGUAGAAACUGGCAGACAAGCGUUACUACAUCAUAAUAUUGCCGAAAUCAAAGGCACCACACCACUAUUUGAUAUAUUAUUGCUUCCAGUCAUGGUUCCUUUCGAUGAAAUGCAUUUAGUCUAUAUUGGACAUUUUAAAACAUUAAUAAAAUAUUGGGAUAGUAUGUUUUCUAAAGUUUUUCAAGAAGCUUCAACAUUUUUAUCCUCUAUUAUACUACCACAUGUAUUAUUAACAGAUUUCACGCAGUGGAAAGCGAAAAUGUUUCGUGCCUUUUUCCUGUUUGCCGCAGCACCUUUCGCCGUAUUCUAUCUGCCUGAUCGUUUCGCUAAUCACUUUCUGAAAUAUUUUGUUUUUAUCCGAUCUCUGCAUUAUUAUCAUUCAAAGCCACAUCAUCUCGAAUUGAAAGAAUUAAUUAAAGAAUAUCAAAAAGAUAUGUCAGUAUUGCAUGGGAAAAGUUCGGAACUGGCAACAUCACAUUAUCACAGUCAUUUAAUCCAACAAGUGCAUGAUCUUGGUGGUCUUGCUCUGACUUCUUGCUUCGUAAGAGAAUCAUUUCUUGCUGACACUUUAAAAAUGGUGUCAUGGUAA